Messenger RNA from Menidia menidia (Atlantic silverside), 849 nucleotides. The record is from the annotation of a GenBank genome assembly. Lineage: Eukaryota; Metazoa; Chordata; Actinopteri; Atheriniformes; Atherinopsidae.
AUGCUGCAGCUGAACGACACCAUAGAGCCGGAGAGUCCCGGCGCCGCGGUGCUCCACCCGGCGCACAGCGAGGAGGGGCUGGAGGUGGCCUUCACGCCGCCGGGGGCCGGUGGCCGGAGCCUGGGGCCGGGGGCCGCCGUGGCCUGCUGCCCCCCGCUGCAGACGCUCGCGCCCUUCCACGUGCACAACCCCACGGUGCAGGCCAAAGUGAAGGACUACUUCGUGUUCAGGCCAGGUACCAUCGAGCAGGCGGUGAGCGACAUCCGGACCGUGGCGCUCCCCUCCGAGGACGGGGAGGUGCUGAGCGUGUGGCUGCUGGCAGAAGUCGAUCACUGGAACAACGAGAAGGAGAGGCUGGUGCUCAUAACCGAUAAGUCCCUGCUGGUCUGCAAGUAUGACUUCCUUAAUCUGGUGUGUCAGCAAGUUGUCAGGAUCUCCCUCAACGCGGUGGACACCAUCUCAGUGGGGGAGUUUGAGUUUCCACCCAAAUCGCUCAAUAAAAGAGAGGGCUAUGGGAUUCGUGUCCAGUGGGACAAGCGGCCCCGGGCUUCUUUCUUGAACCGCUGGAACCCCUGGUCCACGGACAUGCCCUACGCCACCUUCACAGAGCACCCCAUGGCCCACGCUGACGAAAAGGUGGCUUCUCUCUGCCAGAUGGACAACUUCCGUACCCAGCUGGUGCAGGCCGUGAAGAAGGCCCACAAGGAGAACCCCAUCCCCGGUCGGGCCAACGGCGUGCUGAUCCUGGAGAGGCCCCUGCUCAUCGAGACUUAUCUGGGCAUCAUGUCCUUCAUCAACAACGAAGCCAAGCUGGGCUACUCGAUGACGCGGGGCAAGAUCGGUUACUAA